Molecule: messenger RNA, 3682 nt
Organism: Lytechinus pictus (painted urchin)
Lineage: Eukaryota; Metazoa; Echinodermata; Echinoidea; Temnopleuroida; Toxopneustidae
Product: isochorismatase domain-containing protein 1-like
Exons: 5
Coding region: 64-660 (198 amino acids)
Cellular component (GO): cytoplasm
Source: RefSeq, a predicted model, not a curated record
UUGAAACUGUGCAAAGGCCUUUGAUGAACAUACGUGACGGCCCAGCCAAUACAGUUGGAAAUCAUGGCUUCAAAAGCUUCAUUUGGUAAUAUAUCGCCAGAAACAUCAGCCCUUUUCGUCUGUGACAUGCAAGAGAAAUUCAAACCAGCCAUUAAAUACUUUGAUGAUAUAGCAUUCGUGGCUAAACGACUCAUUGAAGGAGCCUACAUCUUAGAUAUACCAGUCAUUGUAACAGAGCAGUACCCUAAGGGACUUGGACACACUGUAGAAGAUUUGGAUAUUAGUCGAGCUCUUGGUGUAUACCCAAAAACAAAAUUUUCCAUGGUCAUUCCUGAAGUUGAAGCACAUCUUAAUAGUCUAACCAAUUUGAAAUCUAUCAUUCUUCUGGGAAUUGAGGCCCAUGUGUGUAUUCAGCAGACAGCUUUAGAUCUCUUAGCCAGAGGGUAUGAUGUUCAUGUGGUUGCUGAUGCAGUCUCAUCAAGGAGUUUGAUGGACAGACAAUUUGCCUAUGAGAGAUUACGUCAGUUUGGAGCCAUCAUCACAACAAGUGAAUCGAUUCUCUUCCAGUUACUAGGAGAUAAAGAUCAUCCUAAAUUCAAGCAGAUUCAAGGUUUAGUCAAGAUUAGUGCACCUGUCUCUGGACUGGCAUCAAAUAUGUAGAGUGCAGCUCAUUAGUUAACAUCCAGCAUUAAAGCAUGGCUCACACCUUUGCAUUUUGAGCUGCAUAUUGCACAAUUGCAGACAAUAUUUGCAGCCAAAGGCAACACAACUCAAUGAAACAAGGUAAUUUGAGGUCAAUAUGCAGACUAAUGCAAAGGUUUUGCAUUGUAGCUCGGUAGCUUGAAAUCUUUUUUUUUAUAACAUCCCCAAAUCUACAACAAAAUCCAUACAAGCAAGGGCAAGUGGCAACAAGCAAAUGGGAGCAAGGGUGAGCAGCUUAGGCAGGCAAACACAGCUUGCCUGCUCAACUUACUUCACCUUACUUUACUAUGUGCAACCCUAUAUGAGCUCACACACAAUAGUUUGAUUGCAGCCAAACAUUUUGUUGCAUAGUAUGCUGCAUUGAGCUGUGUAUUGCUGCUUUACACAGCCGUAUGCAGCUAAAAAGGCAAAGGUGUGGUGUUAGCCAGGCUCAAUAUCCUAAAAAGGCAAGAUGACAGAUAUUGCAGUUACAUUAGUUGUGCACUGCUUAUGUUAAUUCAAGCAUGGGCUCAAUGAUUGAAAUCAGUGAGUCCACUGUUAAUGUGUAGUAAUUUACUUAAACAGUGGGCUCAUUAAUGCUGUAACUAUAUCACUAAUAAGCGUGAAUUUAUCGCUCUUUGACAAAAGCGUACAUGCAUUUGAUUCUUACUCAAAUUAAGCAUGAGUAAUGCAUGAAAUCUGCAUAAACGAUUUCAGGCCAUGGAUUCAAAACUACCUUUGUGCAUGAGGUCCUAUUGGGAGUUGUUCAUGAAAUUAUUCUAGCCUUUGAUAUACAUGUAGGGUUUUAGUGAAGACUUCUUUUUUUAAGUGAAACUUUGUACAGAAUGACAUACAUUCAUUUCAUGAUUUCCGGUUAAAAUAACAGGUAUCUGAAAAUGUACUUGCCCUUUUUUUUUUACUUGAAAUUUUUUCUGUCAGAAUUCAAUAAUCAAUCAUGCAUCUAUCAAAGAGUUAUUAGAGAGGGAAGUAUGGAUCAAUCCAAGAUACUACUGACCUAAUAGAUUUCAAUUGCAUUCAAUAUGAAAACAUGCGCCUCCGAAUAGUCUACUAGAUAGAUGGCACAUAAUAAAUGCUGUUUCUAUUAGAUAUGUCAGUAUUAGAUGUAGGUUUUGGGGUGUACUUCAUUAUUAAUAUUGUUUGUUAUUGAGGUUGGUUUGACUGGAACAGCAAAUUAUUUUACAUUUUCAGAUUAUGACAAGUGGUUGCUAUUGGAUGAUUGGCAUAAAACUUAUAUUAAGUUAUGUUAUAUUAAGUGGUCUCAUAUUGUCUAAAUUCCAUGAAUUCCAUGUACUCCGCUGACUUGUAAGUAAACUAAUUUAAAUUUCACUUAUCAACUAUCACAGUCUACACCAACUGUCUGUACAGCCACACAGAAACAUUGUUUUCGCUAUAAACAGAAGCCCUGGAGGCCCAGUUACAACCAGAAAUGCUGCAGCGAUGCCUAAAUGUCACAACACUUUAUUUACAUCUUGGAUCAACAUUUGACAUCUCUAUCCGAAAGAUGUGUCUUGGCCAACUGUUGGUGCUCUGUUAGCGGUAACAACAAUUCUGAGCAGCCAGUACAGAUCGUUUCUGUGCGCAGCUUCUCGCAUUAGAAUGUGCACACAGAUCACACAUUCACAAGUAUGAGACUCGUGUACAAGACUUGUUUUUUGUAGGUUUCUUUCUUUAGUCAUUGUGAACAAAUUUUCCUGUUUGAAAUAUCCAACAUUAAUAAUAUGUAAAGUAGUCAUUGUCACUCUAGCUGAUCCAAAGCACCAUCUCUCCCACUGUGAAUAAUAGCGCGUUUUCGCCCAGCGUCGUACGACGUAGAACGUAAGGGUCGUGUGCAAAAAUCGCCAACUUCCAUGGAAACAGAGGCCCGAGCGUUCUUGAGCUCAAAUCACGGACGGUUCUUCCGCAAAUUAGCGGGCGUCCGCAUUAGAACGUAGGAUUUGUCAACAGCCGUCAACAGCCAAUCAGAUCGCUUGUAGAGCGAGCAAGCUGAGCCGAUCGAUGUAAACACAUUCGCCCAUCGCGUGCAUGCACAUGUUGUACUCUACUCUGACUACACUGAUAGCUGAAAGCUUCAAAACAUGGACUCGAAUGCGAGUUUUUCGGUGAGUACCAUUUCAAUUAUACUAAAAUCAAGCUAAGUACAAUUUCAAAAUGUUACAGUAAAAGUUUAAACGAGUAUGAUUAUUGAAAUAUGAUUGAAAAGCCGUUGCAUGGCUCGGUCGACGACGCGACUGCAAGACACAUGGCACUGCCAGUUGUGUGCACAUAGUAGGAACAUAUACAAUGCAUAUGUUGGCGUGUCAACAUUACAUGCCAGCCAUGCCAGCCGGUCGAUCCGGCCGCGUUCAGCGAUUUGCGAAACUGCUUACAAGCGAGAGUUGAGCGCGACGGACGCACGAACCAAGAGAUCGUUCUACGUCGUAGAUAGCGUCGUACGACGCUGGGCGAAAACGCGCUAAUAACUUGAACAAGGACUGUCCCAUUGUUUGUCUGGAUUCUUCUCUAUACUGGUGCUGUAGAUUGAAUAGUGGAGGUAUGGCCUAUGGAGUAAUGUGCACAACUAAUGCAUGCCUGCACCAGAGUAAAGAUGCAUUCAUACAAUAGAAGGCACUAGUCUCACGGGUAAUUCAAGAAAUUAUCACAUAUUGAAGAAAGUAGCAUCUUAUCAAAGAAAAACUAUAAAUUGGUUGAAUCUCUUUUAAUAUGAUGCAUUAUGUAGCUAAUAUAAACCCCUCUGUUAGAAUGUCAAAUAAUCAAGUAUUCUGAUUGGUCAGAAGUGGAGUUAUGUAUUUGACUAUGCCUGCAAACAACAAAUUAAGGUGGUUACUAAGUGCAAUGGGCACAGUUUUUAGUGAUUCACAUAAUGUAACUAGUACUAUAUCAUAAACUGAAAAGAUCAAUAUUUUUGUAAUUACAUGUAUGUGGUUUAAUGUUCUCCCAUGGAUAGUGACUCAUGAGAAAACAAUAAAUAGAUUAAAAAUCA